Messenger RNA from Trichechus manatus latirostris (Florida manatee), 1842 nucleotides. It is a transcript of the gene CUNH2orf81, whose product is annotated as chromosome unknown C2orf81 homolog. Bases 1 to 1842 code for a protein of 613 amino acids. Lineage: Eukaryota; Metazoa; Chordata; Mammalia; Sirenia; Trichechidae. The transcript has 4 exons. The record is from RefSeq and is a predicted model, not a curated record.
AUGGCGCACGAAGGCUCGCGGCAGGAGAGGCAGGCCCGAGACCGCGGGGUGACCAGAUCCAAGGCAGAAAAGGCCCGGCCGCCCACAGUUCCCGUGCCGCAGGUGGACAUCGUGCCUGGGCGGCUCAAUGAGGCCGAAUGGAUGGCGCUGGCUGCUAUUGAGGAGGGCGAGGACGUGGUGGGGGACAUCAUAGCCGACCUGCUGGCCCGAGUCGUGGACUCCGCCUUCAGAGUAUACCUGACCCAGCAGUGUAUUCCAUUCACCAUCAGUCAGGCCCGCGAGGCCAUGCUACAGAUCACCGAGUGGCGCUUCCUGGCCCGGGACGAGGGAGAGUCUGCGGUGGCCGAUGACCCCACGUGGGGCGAGGACGAGGAGCCCUUGGCGUGCACUACGGACGCCUGGGCUCAGGGCUCGGUGCCUGUGCUGCAUGCGCCCGCUUCUGUGGGGCCCGAGGAGACCUUCCAAGAACACCGAGGGAGCGUGGACCGCAGCCCUUUAAAAAGAUCUUGGAUAGAUAGAGGCUCCCAGGAACGGAUGGAAUCUUGGGGGCCGUCUCCGGAGCUAGGAGCCAGCCCGGGCCCCCCACCCACCCCGGAGUUGUUUCAAGAGGCAGGGCCCGGGGAGCCUUUAGAGGAACUGGAAGACCAGGAGAGAGACUCCCUCUCCUCGGCCCAGUCCUUCAACGCGAGCUUCCAUCCAUCGAUGGAGAUGGCGCCCUCCAGCAGUCCCGAGCAUUCUGAGGAACAGUUCCUGGAGGCCAGCUCCCAGCAAUCGGCGGAGACGGGGCAGCCCCUCAGUUCCCAGCUCUCGCUCGGGGACCUCUAUUAUUGCGCGCCCCAGCCAGACGGGGCGGGGGACUGGGCGGAGCUCAAGAAGGAGGGGGUUUCCCGCAUCGCCUCGGGCGCUUUGCUGCCCUGCCCCUCUGCAGACGCCCCCACCCAGCUCAGCCCCUCAGCGUCACUCAGGCCGCAGCAGCCGAGGCCCGCGGAAGCGCGGCUGAACGCACUUCACCGCAGAGCCGGCGGCCUGGUGGGAAUCGCGCGCCUGGACCCCGCGCGGCUACCGCGCCACUGGGUGCGCCCCCUGGCGGAGGUCCUGGUCCCAGACUCCGUGGCGCGCCCCCUAGAAGCUUACCGCGGGCGCCCGCGGAGCCAGAAGACCAAGGCCCGCGCCGCACCCCAAGCCCCAGACCCCGGCGAUCGCGUCUCCUCGGCAGCUUUCGUCCCUCUCCGGCCUGGCGUUGCUCUCCAUGCCUCGGGCCCAGGUCUCGGCCUCCAAUUCCCCACUUUAGGUUUACCGUCGCCAGCAUUCGGGUCAAAGCUGCCCUUCCCCAGCCCAGGUCUCCGCUUCCUCACCACACACCCAGCGCUCCGCACCGUGGCCCGAAGCCCCAGCCCCAAGCUGUGGCCCAGUGCCAAGUGGCCCAGCGGCUGGGAAGGGGAGGCCGAGCUGCUGGGUGAGCUGUGGGCCGGCCGCACUCGUGUGCCUCCACAGGGCUUGGACCUUGCGGACCAAGAGGGCCAGGAUUCUCGCAGGCGGCCUCAUCCCACACCUCGGGUCCUCGAGGCCACCUCCCAGGUGAUGUGGAAGUCCGUGCUUCUGCCAGAUGCCAUGAAAUUGGCUCCUGGUGUAAGCCUCUGGAACCCGAGCACCCAGGUGCUGCUCAGCUCUUCGGAACCCCAGCAAGAGGACGAGGAAGGCUGUAUUUCUCUUCCCGUGGAGCAGCACCCCAUCCAGACAGAUGCCCCAAAGCCCCAGGUGACCGUGGCACAGCUAGUGAAGAACUCAACCCCGAAAGUGUGGUCACUCCCUUCCAAGGACCUGCCCCAUUCUGGGACCUGA